Messenger RNA from Somion occarium, 1453 nucleotides. Lineage: Eukaryota; Fungi; Basidiomycota; Agaricomycetes; Polyporales; Cerrenaceae. The record is from the annotation of a GenBank genome assembly.
AUAUGAUGGCUCCAAAUCGGCUCAACUCCAAGUUGGAGCUUGACAUUCGACGUCCAUACUCAAUACCAUUCUUUUCAGCUUGAUCUUCACUAUAAGGCUCAUUUGUGAGCAUUCUUACCGUAUUGAAGUACUAAUGGUGUUAAAAUAAGAAUAGGCACUUCUGUACGGCAUUCUCUUCUCGAUGACAUCUGCUCCCACCAGACCUGUCGAUGUACCACCAUAUCAGUUGCAACCCCUCAUUUCCAACGUGCUUGAUGAAGCGAUUCGAAUAUCCGGGGCCAACGUCGAGAUUCGCUGUGCCCAAGCAUUAGGUUCAGAGAUUUAUGUUGGCUGCUCCAACGGUGAACUCCUACGUUUUGCCCUUCAAGGAGGCCCAAGCUCACCAGCGUCGUACACUUUGCUGUCGAGGCAAACUUUACCUAAUGAUAAGCCAAUUGACGAAAUAGUCCUGACGCCGAGUAUCUCUCGAGCAUUGAUCCUGUCAGACCAUCAGAUCCAUUUCUACACUUUGCCCGCAUUGGAUCCUGUUGGGCCGCAGAUCAUUAAGCCGAUACGAAACGUGAUAACAUUUGCUGUGGAUGAGCAGCAUCUUCUUCGACCACCACUCUCGGCCAACGAUCCACAGCAAAAGGUUGAACCGGUCGAAUUCUGCGUCAUCAAACGCACCACCAUCGCCCUAUAUAGUCUUCGAGAAAGAUUGUUCUUCCAGAAGGAGAUUCCUCUUCCCAACGGCGGCAUGCUUGCGCGUCGGACGGGAAAAUAUCUUUGUGUAGCUGACAGGGAAAACUACAAUAUCAUCAAUUUGGAGUCUGCCGAAAUGCUCCCGUUACUUCCGUUGUCACAGGCAUUCGAUUCCCCUGCAAUAGUAAAACCUUUGAUCACAGUAAUCAGUGACACCGAGUUUCUUAUCCUUUCUUGGACCGGAACGGCAUCCCUUGGGCUAUUCAUCACUGGUGAAGGCGAACCUGUUCGUGGCACUUUGGAAUGGCCUAGUCACCCGGAGUCUCUCGCUCUUGACUACCCCUACAUCACGACUCUGCUUCCCAACAGAACUAUUGAAAUACAUAACAUCGAAAACCAGUCCAUUGUUCAGGUUGUUUCAGCUCCAUCUACAGCAGAGGACAGGCGGAAGCUUGUAUGCAGUCCGAGCGGGUUCUUGGUACCCUCUUCACAGGGAUCCACAAAACUCCAGCGUGUUUCAGUACCCCUUCGAAGAGAGGGACGCACAGGGCCUAAUAUAGAACCCAAUGCAGGAGCAUCAAAUUCACCAGAACCAUCAGAACCUACGCAUCUGGACAUCGAGGCGUAGUUAACAGCACCAAGGCACCUCGGCUUUUUCAUUCUUUAUCUUAGUUACUGUUGAUGAAUGUACAUAGUAGACUUAAUUAUGACACAGACACAACUCUGAAUAUAUCGUAACUUCGCGUACGUGACUGCAAGAAGUUGAACGUAC